CAUGAUGAUAACUAGUUGCAUCAACUUGUGGAAGUUCAUCAUCAAGUUCAGCAUUGCAAUGAAUCUAUUCUAAUAUAUUUAUUACAUUGAGAUUGAUGACUGUUCACCAGUUUGAAAGAGUCUUGGUUUCACCUUUUCUGUCUGUUUAACUUUUCUGGUCUCUUCAACAUUUCAGGAUAACUGUUUAAUAAUGUUUGCUGAUGAACCAUUUUCGGAUAGAUAUGAUGAUACAGUUUAUCUUGUUAAUGUUUAUAACGAAAAUGUCAACUUGAUCAACUCAACUGAUGAGUUAACCAAUUUAACUAAUUGUUUACUUCAAUCGUACCAACCGGAUUUAUUCAAACUUUGUUUCAGUGCCUUUAGUGAUUCAACGCUUUUACCUUCAUUCAUUGCAAGUCUUAAUUUAAAUUACAUCAAAUCAAGUGAUACUUUGCGUCCAUUUGUCCCAUCAUUGGGUUUACAGUUUUUCUGGACAGUUAUAUUCAGUUUAAAUGUUAUCUCUUCCAUAAUUGGUAAUCUAAUUGUUAUCCUAAUAAUUUGUGGAUACAAACAAAUGAGAACCAAAACAAACUUGUUUCUUCUCAAUUUAUCGGUUGCCGAUCUCAUGAUGGCCACUUUCAAUACAAUGUUUAACUUUAUUUUUAUGCUUAAAAGCCAUUGGCCAUUUGGUACAACUUAUUGUAUAAUCAACAAUUUCCUCUCUUCGGUAGCAACAUCAUCUUCAGUCUUCACAAUCACGGUCACUUGCUUUGACAGAUACAUGGCUGUUGUUCAUCCAUUUAAACCUCGAAUGAAUCGUACAACUUCACUCAUUGUUGUCCUGUUAAUCUGGCUUCUGGCCGGAGUCCUUGCAAUACCAACAGUUUUGUACUCAACCACAUACGAAUUAAGCUAUCAAGACGGAUCCAGGGUUCUUUGCUGGUUAAACUGGCCUGAUGGAGUUCAAAACAUGUCUUCAUAUGAUCAUAUUUACAAUGUUGUCUUUUUCGUAGUUACUUAUGCGAUUCCAAUGUUCACCAUGGGCUUGACUUAUACUCGAAUGUCUUUUGUCCUUUGGGGAAGCAAGCAGAUCGGUGAAAUGACCAGUCAUCAGCUUGAAGCGAUACGCUCAAAACAAAAGGUUGUUCCCAUGUUAAUAAUUGUGACAAUUAUCUUUGGACUUUGCUGGUUGCCCUAUCAAAUUUACUUUCUGGUUGUCUUUUACAUUAUCGAGUUGGGUCAGAAGGAGUAUGUUCAACACAUUUACCUUGCCUUUUACUGGUUAGCAAUGUUCAAUUCAUCACUCAAUCCCAUCAUUUACUGUUUACUCAAUAAAAGAUUUAGGAAAUAUUCAAAGAAAAUUAUCAUUACAAUUACUCAUUGUGGAAAAAAUCAUGUGAUUAAUCAUAGAGGAGUUUCAAUUCGAAGUGAAGAUUGCUCAAACAUGGACCAUCAGACGGUCAAUUUGUCAUCCCAUGCAACUCGGCUGGACUAUAAAAGUGACAAUCUUUAGAGUUGAAUAGAUUAUUGUAAUUGUUCAAUAAGAAGCCAAAGUAUUAUUCAAUAUUAUUCAAUUGUAUGCUAAACUCAAUGAAUGGUUAAAAUAUCAAUAAAUUUUGUACAUUUUUUGUUA
This is a messenger RNA of Tetranychus urticae (two-spotted spider mite), 1612 nucleotides long. NCBI's taxonomy places the organism in Eukaryota, Metazoa, Arthropoda, Arachnida, Trombidiformes, Tetranychidae. The record is from RefSeq and is a predicted model, not a curated record.